UUCAGACAAGAUCUAACUCAAACCCAAAAAGUCAAAAAGGCAAAAGCGAUAGAAGAAGAGAGUUGAGUUGCAGAGUUUCAAUGUCUUGGGCUGCUCCUGAUGAUAUCUUCUUCUCCACUUCUCUCGCCGCCUACUUAGACAAGAAAAUUCUUGUCUUGCUUCGUGAUGGGCGGAAACUGAUGGGCCUACUUCGGUCCUUUGAUCAAUUUGGUACCUUUGUUUUGUGUUUCUUUCUCUGUUGUUUACUGAAAUUCCCUGAAGAGGUUUUUUGUUUUUGUGAAGCAAAUGCUGUUUUAGAGGAAGCUUAUGAAAGAGUCAUCGUGGGUGAACUCUACUGUGAUAUUCCCUUAGGUCUUUACAUAAUCCGUGGAGAGAAUGUUGUGUUGAUUGGUGAACUGGACGUUGAAAAGGAAGAGCUUCCUGCUCAAAUGGUUCAAGUUUCAGAAGCAGAGAUCAAAAAGGCUCAGAAAGCAGAGAAAGAAGAAAUGCUUUUAAAGGGUUUGAUGCGGAAAAGAAUGGAGUUCCUUGAUCUUGAUUAGAAGGGCAUUUUUCCUAUGUUGUGUUGAAGCAUUGUGAAAUCUAGGAAAACCUGAAGAUGGAGAAUACUAGAAACUACUCAAUGAUAUAAGUCAUCAUGUUAGUUGAUGUUGUGUGUGUGUGUGUGUCAGAUAACCUCUGCUCUGUUUCUGUAAUGAAAUGUUGCAACUAAAGCCCACGUCUUUACUGGACAUAAAUGAUGAAUUGUAGUUCACCAAAACCAAAGGUGAAGAUAUCAAAAGAGAAAACAAAGUACA
Eruca vesicaria subsp. sativa (arugula) is the source of this 794-nucleotide messenger RNA. The record is from the annotation of a GenBank genome assembly. Lineage: Eukaryota; Viridiplantae; Streptophyta; Magnoliopsida; Brassicales; Brassicaceae.